This is a messenger RNA of Lymnaea stagnalis (great pond snail), 1948 nucleotides long. NCBI's taxonomy places the organism in Eukaryota, Metazoa, Mollusca, Gastropoda, Lymnaeidae. The record is from the annotation of a GenBank genome assembly.
CUUGAAUUCCUGAUUCUAUUCUGUGCUGUAGAUUUUAAUAGUUUCAAAUAAUAAUUUUAUAACAAUGCAGGUUUCAUUUUAAAAAUAGCUCAACUCAGUUCAAUCAAAUUCUAAAUGAUGCCUUGAUUCUUAAUUUUGAUUGUGAUUAAAAAGUGCCUUACUUACUUACUUUGGAGCCAGGUUUAGUUGUUGAAAUCUUUCUAUUUACUGUCUUUGAAAAACAAUGAAACCACCAGAUAUUCAAAAAUGUAAAUUAUUAACAGUUGCCUCCCCUCCCUCACAAAUCUCCAACAUCCACCUUUUAAUUGCAUCUCUCUUUCAUGGACUCUUAUCCCAUGUCUCUUAUCCCAUAUCUCUUAUCCCAUGUCUCUUAUCCCAUGACUCUUAUCCCAUGUCUCUUAUCCCAUGUCUCUUAUCCCGUGUCUCUUAUCCCAUGUCUCUUAUCCCAUGUCUCUUAUCCCAUGUGUCUUAUCCCAUGUCUCUUAUCCCAUUUCUCUUUUCUCAUGUCUCUUAUCCCAUGUCUCUUAUCCCAUGCCUCUUAUCCCAUGUCUCUUAUCCCAUGCCUCUUAUCCCAUGUCUCUUAUCCCAUGUCUCUUAUCCCAUGUCUAUUAUCCCAUGCCUCUUAUCCCAUGCCUCUUAUCCCAUGUCUCUUAUCCCAUGUCCAUCUUGUGGAUGGAGGAUAAUGACAUUGUGUAGGCAUGACAUUUUAAGAUUCCUUGUGCAUCGUUCACCUGGUGAACGGCUGGAUGGCGGAGGCGGGUUGACACCGUUGCUCAAAUGAUCACAGUUGACAGCAUCUGCUUGGCUUAGAGAUUGGGUGGGUGGUGGGUUGACACCAUUGCUCAAAUGAUCACGGUUGACAGCAUCUGGUUUGCUGAGUGAAUGGGUGGGUGAGCUCAGAUCUACUUUUAGUUGUAUGCCUAGGUCAUGAGUUGCGUCCCCUCAAGCGGUAUUUUGUUAGCAUUUGAUGUUUAAAAAUUUAAUAAUUCGACUUUUGGCGAUAAUUUUAAUACUAAAAAGGAGGAGAAAAAAGAACAAUUAAGCCUUUGCAGAAAAUAUUUUCAAAAAUGACUGCAAAUAAAACAUAUUUAAGUUUCGUCUACAUUCAAUUCAAAAUCUUUGUCUACACAGAGUGCUACAUAGAGUGCUUCUCUGCACUGUACAGUCCUUAUUUGUCUAUACUUAGUGCUUCGCUGCACUGUACAGUCCAUCUUUGUGUAAUACAUUUUAAGAAAUUUCUUAUUACUCAUUUUUAAGUCAAAUUUUAAAAAUCUUUUGGGCAAUUUCAAUCUGGAAGUAUGAAUAAGUUUAUUGGAAGAACUUUCAAAUAGAGUUGAAUGUAAAUUUAGUUCUCAACUAUGUUUAGUACCGGUAAUGUUUUCUUGGUUAAUUGUAUGUUGAGUCAUCUACAAAGGCAAAGUAUGUGGAAUAACCAGAAGUCCGAAAUGGGGUAGGGAAACAAAGAGACGCACAAUGUUUGAUUUAGUUAGCAGAACAUUACGGAAUUGAAGUUAAGGAAUAAAUCAUGUGAAUAUUAUAUUUGCUUUAUUCAGUUUUCAUGUGUGCCUUCAGUCUCAGAUGUAGCAGGCACAAGUCUAGUUCUAAGACACAGCAGGCACAAGUCUAGUUCUUAGAUGUAGCAGGCACAAGUCUAGUUCUUAAAUGUAGCAGGCACAAGUCUAGUUCUUAGAUGUAGCAGGCACAAGUCUAGUACUUAGAUGUAGCAGGCACAAGUCUAGUUCUUAAAUGUAGCAGGCACAAGUCUAGUUCUUAAAUGUAGCAGGCACAAGUCUAGUACUUAGAUGUAGCAGGCACAAGUCUAGUUCUUAGAUGUAGCAGGCACAAGUCUAGUUCUUAAAUGUAGCACGCACAAGUCUAGUUCUUAAAUGUAGCAGGCACAAGUCUAGUUCUUAAAUGUAGCACGCACAAGUCUAGUUCUUAAAUGUAG